This is a messenger RNA of Xiphias gladius (swordfish), 1389 nucleotides long. It is a transcript of the gene oprk1, whose product is annotated as opioid receptor, kappa 1. Gene Ontology annotation, molecular function: dynorphin receptor activity; neuropeptide binding. Gene Ontology annotation, cellular component: membrane; neuron projection. The transcript has 3 exons. Bases 1 to 1137 code for a protein of 378 amino acids. Gene Ontology annotation, biological process: neuropeptide signaling pathway; G protein-coupled opioid receptor signaling pathway; sensory perception of pain. NCBI's taxonomy places the organism in Eukaryota, Metazoa, Chordata, Actinopteri, Istiophoriformes, Xiphiidae. The record is from RefSeq and is a predicted model, not a curated record.
AUGGAGAGCAGCGUGGUCCACAUCUACAAGGAGGACAGGUGUCCGUCGGGCCAGCCGGAGGAGUGCGUCCCGAACUUCGCCUGGCAAGCCGGCUUAUCGGACAUCUUCAACUACACGCCCAACGGCACGUGGGACGCCGAGCCCGAGCCCAUGUCGCCCCUCAUCCCCAUCAUAGUCGCGGUGUACUCCGUGGUGUUCGUGGUGGGCCUGGUGGGUAACUGUUUGGUGAUGUAUGUCAUCAUCAGAUACACCAAAAUGAAAACAGCCACCAACAUCUACAUCUUUAACCUGGCUGUGGCAGACGCUCUGGUCACUACUACCAUGCCCUUCCAGAGCACCGACUACCUGCUCAGCUCCUGGCCGUUUGGCGAGGUGGCGUGCAAAGUCUUCAUCUCCAUUGAUUACUACAACAUGUUUACCAGCAUCUUCACCCUGACCAUGAUGAGCGUGGACCGCUACGUGGCCGUGUGCCACCCGGUCAAGGCCCUGGAUUUCCGCACGCCCGUCAAGGCCAAGCUCAUCAAUGUGAUCAUCUGGGUUCUGUCGUCUGCUGCUGGGAUCCCUGCCAUGAUACUUGGCAGCACUAAAACAAAUAACGGGACUACAGAGUGUGCCCUACAGUUCCCUGAACCUUACACCUACUGGGACACGCUGAUGAAGAUCUGUGUCUUCAUCUUCGCCUUUGUGGCCCCCGUCAUCAUCAUCACCGUCUGCUACACACUGAUGGUCAUGCGGCUGAAGAGUGUGCGCCUCCUGUCGGGCUCACGUGAGAAGGACCGCAACCUCCGCCGGAUCACGCGCCUGGUGCUGGUGGUGGUCACCGUCUUUGUGGUGUGCUGGACGCCCAUCCACAUCUUCAUCCUGAUAAAGGCACUGUCGGCCAAUGUGCCCGAGACCACUGCCGUGAUGGCUGCCUACUUCUUCUGCGUGGCACUGGGCUACACCAACAGCAGCCUCAACCCCAUCCUCUACGCCUUCCUGGACGAGAACUUCAAGAGGUGCUUCAGGGACUUUUGCUGCCCUGGUGCAAAAGGACACGGGGACUCUCAGGGCGUGAGCCGGGUGAGAAGCACCCUGCGGGACCACUCGUGUCCCACAGAGGCUCGGGGAGAUAUGAGUCAGGCCAGGCCAGUAUGACUAGCCAUGGACAUGUCCUCUAUGCCCUGUCAGGGCUGGGAGGACUCCAAUGACCUAGGCUUGACUCAAAUCACCACUGCCAUCUGACAGAGAGGGCUAGUGUUUAUUUAUUUAUCCAGACUGUUGGCCAGAGAAUUCAAAAAGCAUGUUCAAUUAAAGGAUAAUCUUGUGCUAUUCUACAUUUUCCGUACUGUCAGCAGAUCCCAUGAAAAGACCGAAACCAACAAUGAAUUCUAAACAAGUAUUGUCUGU